Saccharomyces paradoxus is the source of this 2703-nucleotide messenger RNA. It is a transcript of the gene FOX2, whose product is annotated as bifunctional hydroxyacyl-CoA dehydrogenase/enoyl-CoA hydratase FOX2. The record is from RefSeq and is a predicted model, not a curated record. Bases 1 to 2703 code for a protein of 900 amino acids. The transcript has a single exon. Lineage: Eukaryota; Fungi; Ascomycota; Saccharomycetes; Saccharomycetales; Saccharomycetaceae. Gene Ontology annotation, molecular function: oxidoreductase activity.
AUGUCUGAAAAGUUAUCGUUUAAAGAUAGAGUUGUUGUAAUUACGGGCGCUGGAGGAGGCUUAGGCAAAGUUUAUGCACUGGCUUACGCAAGCAGAGGUGCAAAAGUGGUCGUCAACGAUCUAGGUGGCACUAUGGGCGGCUCAGGGCAUAACUCCAAAGCUGCAGACUUGGUGGUGGACGAAAUUAAAAAAGCCGGGGGGGUUGCUGUAGCAAAUUAUGAUUCUGUCAAUGAAAACGGAGAGAAAAUAAUUGAAACUGCGAUAAAAGAAUUCGGGAGGGUCGAUGUGCUAAUUAACAACGCUGGGAUAUUAAGAGAUAUCUCAUUUGCAAAGAUGACAGAGCGUGAGUUUGCCUCCGUGGUGGAUGUUCAUUUGACUGGUGGCUACAAGCUAUCACGCGCUGCUUGGCCUCAUAUGCGCUCUCAGAAAUUUGGCAGAAUUAUUAACACUGCCUCUCCAGCCGGCCUAUUUGGAAAUUUUGGUCAAGCUAAUUAUUCAGCAGCUAAAAUGGGCUUAGUCGGUUUGGCGGAAACCCUAGCGAAAGAGGGCGCUAAAUACAACAUUAAUGUUAAUUCAAUUGCGCCAUUGGCUAGAUCACGUAUGACAGAAAACGUGUUACCACCACAUAUUUUAAAGCAAUUAGGACCGGAAAAAAUUGUCCCCUUAGUGCUCUAUUUAACGCAUGAAAGCACGAAAGUGUCAAACUCCAUUUUUGAGCUCGCUGCUGGAUUCUUUGGACAGCUCAGGUGGGAAAGGUCCUCCGGGCAAAUUUUUAAUCCAGAUCCCAAGACAUAUACGCCUGAAGCAAUUUUAAAUAAAUGGAAGGAAAUUACUGAUUAUAAGGACAAGCCGUUUAACAAAACUCAGCAUCCAUAUCAACUCUCAGAUUAUAAUGAUUUAAUCACCAAGGCUAAGAAAUUACCUCCAAAUGAUCAAGGCUCAGUGAAAAUCAAUUCGCUUCGCAACAAAGUCGUAGUAAUAACAGGUGCAGGAGGUGGUCUUGGGAGGUCUCACGCAAUUUGGUUCGCACGGUACGGCGCAAAUGUGGUUGUAAAUGACAUCAAGGAUCCGUUUUCAGUUGUUGAAGAAAUAAAUAGACUGUAUGGUGAAGGUACAGCCAUUCCAGAUUCCCAUGAUGUAGUCUCCGAAGCGCCACUUAUUAUUCAAACUGCAAUAAGUAAAUUUCAGAAGGUGGACAUUUUGGUUAACAACGCUGGUAUUUUGCGUGACAGGUCAUUUUUGAAAAUGAAGGAUGAAGAAUGGUUUGCCGUCUUAAAAGUCCAUCUUUUCUCUACAUUUGCAUUGUCAAAGGCAGUAUGGCCAAUAUUUACCAAACAAAAAUCAGGAUUUAUCAUUAACACUACUUCUACCUCGGGAAUUUAUGGUAAUUUUGGACAAGCCAAUUAUGCUGCUGCAAAAGCCGCAAUUUUAGGUUUCAGUAAAACUAUUGCGCUGGAAGGUGCCAAGAGAGGAAUUAUUGUUAACGUUAUCGCUCCUCACGCCGAAACCGCUAUGACCAAAACUAUAUUUUCGGAUAAAGAAUUAUCAAAUCACUUUGAUGCAUCCCAAGUUUCCCCACUUGUUGUUUUGUUGGCAUCUGAAGAAUUACAAAGAAAUUCCAGCAGGAAGGUUAUUGGCCAAUUAUUCGAAGUUGGUGGUGGUUGGUGUGGACAAACCAGAUGGCAAAGAAGCUCUGGUUAUGUUUCUAUUAAAGAUACUAUUGAACCGGAAGAAAUUAAGGAAAAUUGGAACCAUAUAACUGAUUUCAGUGGCAAUACUAUCAAUCCGAGCUCUACAGAGGAGUCUUCUAUGGCAACCUUACAGGCUGUACAAAAAGCGCACUCUUCAAAGGAGUCGGAUGAUGGAUUGUUCAAGUACACUACCAAGGAUUGUAUCUUGUACAAUCUAGGACUUGGAUGCACAAGCAGGGAGCUUAAGUACACUUACGAAAAUGAUCCGAACUUCCAAGUUUUGCCCACAUUCGCCGUCAUUCCAUUUAUGCAAGCUACUGCAACGCUAGCUAUGGAUAAGUUGGUUGAUAAAUUCAAUUAUGCAAUGUUAUUGCACGGGGAACAAUACUUUAAGCUCUGUACCCCGAGAUGGCCAAGUAAUGGAACACUAAAGACAGUUGCUAAACCUUUACAAGUUCUUGACAAGAAUGGUAAGGCAGCUUUAGUUGUUGGUGGCUUCGAAACUUAUGACGUUAAAACUAAGAAACUCAUAGCUUAUAACGAAGGGUCGUUCUUUAUCAGAGGCGCACAUGUUCCUCAAGAAAAGGAAGUAAAGGAUGGGAAGAGGGCCAAAUUUGCUAUUCAACGUUUUGAAGCACCACAUGGAAAGGCACCGGAUUUUGAGGUGGAAAUUUCUACAGAUAAAGAUCAAGCCGCAUUGUACAGGUUAUCUGGCGAUUUUAAUCCUUUACAUAUCGAUCCUACUCUAGCCAAGGCAGUAAAAUUUCCUGCACCAAUUCUGCAUGGCCUUUGUACAUUAGGUGUUAGUGCGAAAGCAUUGUUUGAACAUUAUGGUCCAUAUGAAGAGUUGAAAGUGAGAUUUACCAAUGUUGUUUUCCCAGGUGAUACGCUAAAGGUUAAAGCUUGGAAACAAGGCACAGUUGUCAUUUUCCAGACAAUUGAUAUGACCAGGAAUGUCAUUGUAUUGGAUAAUGCUGCCAUAAAACUAUCACAAGCAAAAUCCAAAUUAUAA